GACCCCGAAUAUUGACCAGUUGGCACAGGAAGGGGUGAAGCUGACCCACCAUAUAGCUGCAGCAAGCCUCUGCACUCCCAGCAGGGCAGCAUUUCUCACCGGACGAUACCCGAUACGAUCAGGUAUAGCUGGUGUUGGCAGACCUGGUGUCUUUAUAUUGAAUGCAGCCUCCGGAGGUCUUCCCAGCCAAGAGGUUACCUUUGCCAAGAUUGCCAAAGAACAAGGCUAUGAGACGGCUCUUAUUGGAAAAUGGCACCUAGGACUUAACUGUAAGAGCAGUGACGACCAUUGCCACCACCCCAGUAUCCACGGCUUUAACUAUUUCUUUGGUAUCCCCUUGACCAACAUGCGGGACUGCCAGCCAGGACAUGGCACCGUGUUCCAGUUCCAUAAAUAUUUGCCAUGGAGGACACUGGCCAUUGUCUUGGUCACUGCAGCCUUACUCCACUACAGUGGCUUUAUCACCAUCCGCAGAUGGACAAUUCUGAGCCUGCUGUCCCUGUUGGUGAUGGUAACAGGUCUGUUAGCAGGAUUCAUAAUGGUUAUUCCAUACUUCAACUGUGUUCUCAUGAGGGACCACAGAGUUGUGGAGCAACCGUUCACAUCGGAAAACCUGACUCAGAGGAUGACUCAUGAGGCAGUGGACUUUAUAGAGAGGAACUCAGCAAGGCCUUUCCUGCUGUUUGUCUCUUUUCUCCAAGUGCACACAGCCAUGUUUGCUUCGGCAGCAUUCAGAGGAACGAGCCACCACGGCAUCUAUGGAGACGCUGUCCAUGAAGUUGACUGGAGUGUAGGUCAGAUCAUGCAGACUCUGGACGGACUCAACCUGGGAGAAAACACUCUGGUUUAUCUGACUUCGGACCAGGGGGCUCACCUAGAGGAAAUCUCUACCAGAGGGGAGGUCCAUGGAGGAUGGAAUGGAAUUUAUAAAG
Morone saxatilis (striped sea-bass) is the source of this 932-nucleotide messenger RNA. It is a transcript of the gene sts, whose product is annotated as steroid sulfatase (microsomal), isozyme S. Gene Ontology annotation, molecular function: arylsulfatase activity. NCBI's taxonomy places the organism in Eukaryota, Metazoa, Chordata, Actinopteri, Moronidae. The record is from RefSeq and is a predicted model, not a curated record.